This is a messenger RNA of Macaca mulatta (Rhesus monkey), 3182 nucleotides long. RefSeq names its product ELMO domain containing 1 (gene ELMOD1). Lineage: Eukaryota; Metazoa; Chordata; Mammalia; Primates; Cercopithecidae. The record is from RefSeq and is a predicted model, not a curated record. Gene Ontology annotation, molecular function: GTPase activator activity.
CGCAGACUCGGGCGCUGGGGGCCGCGCUCCCUCCCACAGCACUGCGCCCGCGCCCCCGGCUCCCGGACUGGGCAUGCUCAGUAGCCGCCCGCUUCGUGCUCUCAGGGAAGCCUCUGCACGCCCUCCCCAGCUGCUCUCGGUCGCCUCCCCGCCGCCAGCCGCCCCGGGUGCAUCCCGGCUUGCUCCGCUCCACGCGACCCAGAUUCCUGCCCCGCCCCCGCCCCUUCCGCGCCCGCAGCCAGUGCGGCAGCCGCGGCCGCCCCUGUCCAGCCUCGGCGCCCGGGACCGAGCGCGUCGAUCGCCGCCGCGGAGCGCGUAGCCGAAGUGCCUGGGGAAGGCGGAGAUGAAGACCACGCCGCCGCGCAACGGGAGCUGCUGAGCCUGCCGCCGCCAGAGUCCAGUUGACGCUUACUUUGACAAAGGCAAAUUUGGAAGCAAUUACUUGAGGACAGUUCGUAUAGUAUCUGGACAGUCAACACGGGCACCAUGAAGCACUUCCUGAGGAUUUCUUCAAGCAAGAAUUAACUUUCAUUAGCACAUUCAUUGAAACUGUUCAAAAUAAGCCACUUUUCUCUUAUUGUUCCAAAAGAAGACGUCAGAGUCACAAAUUUAAGAUGAUGGAGUAGUGUUGCAUUACAGAAUGUUGAUCCAGGUAUGCCUGUAUUUUUACUGUAAAUUUCUGUGGCGCUGCCUGAAAUUUGUAAUGAGGAAGCUAACUGGAAGAUGUGAACUACAGCGGAUCUGUUACAAUACCAAGCCAGGAGCUUCUAGAACCAUGAAAAUCGAAACAUCACUGAGGGAUUCUAAAAGUAAGCUGUUGCAGACUUCUGUGAGUGUUCACCCUGACGCUAUUGAAAAAACUAUAGAAGAUAUCAUGGAACUGAAAAAAAUUAAUCCUGACAUAAAUCCACAGCUGGGAAUCUCUCUUCAGGCUUGCCUUCUGCAAAUCGUUGGGUACAGGAACCUUAUUGCAGAUGUGGAAAAACUGCGUAGAGAGCCCUAUGAUUCUGAUAAUCCCCAACAUGAAGAAAUGCUUUUGAAGUUAUGGAAAUUCUUGAAGCCCAAUACUCCACUGGAAUCUCGGAUUUCUAAGCAGUGGUGUGAAAUUGGUUUCCAAGGUGAUGAUCCUAAAACAGAUUUUCGAGGAAUGGGACUUCUGGGACUGUACAAUUUGCAGUAUUUCGCAGAAAGGGAUGCCACAGCAGCUCAGCAGGUCCUGUCUGACUCUCUUCAUCCCAAAUGCAGGGAUAUCACUAAAGAAGAAAUAAGCAAAUUCAGCAAAGCAGAAUGGGAGAAGAAAAGGAUGGAUAAGGCAAUUGGGUAUUCAUUUGCAAUUGUGGGCAUCAAUAUAACUGACCUGGCAUAUAAUCUACUGAUCAGUGGAGCUCUAAAAACCCAUUUCUACAAUAUCGCCCCAGAAGCUCCAACAUUGUCUCACUUUCAGCAAACAUUCUGCUAUUUGAUGCACGAAUUUCAUAAGUUUUGGAUUGAAGAGGACCCCAUGGACAUAAUGGAAUUUAAUCGUGUGAGGGAGAAAUUCCGCAAGAGGAUCAUAAAACAGCUGCAGAAUCCAGACAUGGCGCUGUGCCCACAUUUUGCUGCCUCGGAAGGUUUAAUCAACAUGUAGUUGCCCACGCCAGUUUUAAUGGAUACCCUGGAACACUGCCUCAUUGUCUUGUUAGAUCUCUGCUUAGGUUGCAGCUCACGCAUUGAAUGCACACAGUGAUUGUAUGCAUGCCUUUUGGUACAGUAUUUUCAUCUCUUGGUCAUAAUUCCGAGAUCCCCAGAGACCACUGUUUCUGGAGUAUCUGUCAUCCAGUGACUGCUCAUAUUGUGGCAUUAUGCAGUGUUACAUCUUGCCUUGACACCCAGGUAUGGAGAGAGUUUUCUAUUUUUUUAGACUUUUUUUCCUCUCCCUCAUAGUUCAGCAUUAAAGAAUUGUAUUUCUCUCGCUGUAUUUUGUAUGUAAGAGGUUUAGCCGAAUCUUGUUCUGUGAAAGCCUUUUAAUUUAUUGAUAUGUUUCAUGACUACUGCUGCUAGCUUUUCAAGCCAGGUUCAUGCUUGGACCUCAUUCUGAUAAAGUAUAAGACUUUAAAAUAAUACAAACAGGGCCAGGCGCAGUGGCUCCCACCUGUAAUCCCAGCACUUUGGGAAGCUGAGGCAGGCGGAUCACGAGGUCAAGAGAUCAAGACAUCCUGGCCAACACAGUGAAACCCCGUCUCUACUAAAAAUAACAAAAAUUAGCUGGGUGCGGUGGCGGGUGCCUGUAAUCCCAGCUACUCGGGAGGCUGAGGCAGGAGAAUCACUUGAACCCGGGAGGCAGAGAUUGCAGGGAGCCGAGAUCAUACCACUGCACUCCAACCUGGUGACAGAGCAAGACUCCAUCUCAAAAAUAAAUAAAUAAAUAAAUAAAAUAAUACAGACAGACACAUGAUAAGCCAAACUGUUCCUGCAAACAUAGCUACGCUUCAUGAAAAUGUAAUGAGGCUUACAAGAAGUAACUUUAGGUAGGAGCUGUUUUUGUUUGAAGCACUGCAGAAUUAUAUUGUAACUUCCCCUCACCCCAGUUGCAAUUGUGUCAUAGUCAUCUGUAUAUCAAACUAUUUUAUUCCCAUAACUCCACUGGCUUGGAUGCCUAAGUGUAUGAUGCUUGAAGCCUCAGAAAAGAAAUAAGCAUAUUUCAAAAACUGCAAAAGGUUUUUCACUGCCUGCCUCUUGCGGAACUGGGUUACACCCUGGCACUGUUCUGAUCCAAGCAUAUUUGCUUGGGGAACUAAGUGCUGACUAGUUUGUUUUCUAUGUCAAGAGGCAAUAUUAAAAAACAAUUUGCAAGAAAAUGUGUUUCAAGAGAGCAACCUAAGCUAAGUCACUCUGCAAUAUUUCUUGAAAAUAACGACCUUGUCUUGUAUCAGUGGAAGAUGUAAAUUGCUUAGAAAGGGAAAAGUCAAAUCGUUCCAGAACUGCUAAAAAUCAUUUUAAAAACCGUGAUUUAGUUUGGAAUUAUGAUUGUAGUCUGUUGAAUAGUAUUUACCAUGGCAUUUCAUACCCAUGGUAUUUUAUACCUUCUGACUAUCAAUUUUAGUAUUAUUAGAUGUUUGUGUAACCACUUGCUUAUUUAAAUGAAUUUUGAGUACUGCCUAAUUGUCAGUUAUAUGAAUAAAUUACAUGUCAUUCUACUGUAA